Trematomus bernacchii (emerald rockcod) is the source of this 4740-nucleotide messenger RNA. It is a transcript of the gene prkd2, whose product is annotated as protein kinase D2. Gene Ontology annotation, biological process: protein phosphorylation. Gene Ontology annotation, molecular function: protein serine/threonine kinase activity; ATP binding. NCBI's taxonomy places the organism in Eukaryota, Metazoa, Chordata, Actinopteri, Perciformes, Nototheniidae. Bases 699 to 3491 code for a protein of 930 amino acids. The record is from RefSeq and is a predicted model, not a curated record. The transcript is spliced from 18 exons.
ACAGAUGAGAGAACAGGAGGGAGGGGGAGUGGGAGGUACCCUCACGCGGCUCAUUCUCUGUGUGCUUUUUCACCAAAAAGACUGAACUGGGGCUGAAACUGAAACAGGGCAAGACUCGUAAAAGGAGUGCAGUCUCUUGCUCUCCUUCAUUCUCACAGUUUCCUGUUUAAGGAGGCCAUUUUGUAACUCAGCCUGAAGGAAAGGCACAACAAAGUUUGGCAUUAUUUUUGUUUCUCUUCUCUCCCACACCCGGGAGUUUCACAAUCAAGUUUGGACUUUCUCCCCUGCAGAGCAGCUACUUUGGACGAGUGAGAGGUGAAGGAGGGAAGACGGUGGAUGAGACCCUCACACACACUGCUCAUGCCUGUCAUGCAAGGACUAUAACAGGAGUUGUAUAACAAGAGCGCUCGGAAGAAGUGUCAGAAAGGAAAAAAAACAACUUCCUGGAUAAGGGUUUCCUCCUUGAUCCACUAGAAGGGAGCGGACACAGGACGCAGAGGAACCGGGACUCUGCUCUGUGUAUGUGUGUGUGUGUGUGUGUGUGUAUGUGCAUGUGUAUGUGUGUGUGUGUCCAUGUGUCAGCGUGUGCACCCCUCUCAUCCACGGAGACAGUUUCAAAUGAGUGAGAGUUUCCUGGGAACUGUACACUGUACCUGGGCGUGUGUUUGUAUGUAGAGCGCUUCAGGCAUUGACACAGGAUGGCUAACGCUAGCCCUUGUAUGUCCUCCGGGGCCAUGGCCCAGGUCUUCUUUCCUCCUGGGGGCUCCUCACCUCCAGGGUCUGCGUUGAUGCAGCCAGGGACCCCCAUAUCCAUGCCCUCUUUGCCCGUUCAGGGGGGGUUUCCUAUGAUGGACCUGACAACAGUGCAGAUUCCUGGGGGGGCUGUGAUACCCCCUCUUCCUCCCACUCUUGCAGGGGUCUCCUUCAUCAUCCAGAUCGGCCUGACCAGAGAAUCUGUCCUGAUGCCCCAUAGCUCUGACCUGGCCUAUGUGAAACAGAUUGCCUGCUCCAUUGUUGACACCAAGUUCCCGGAGUGCGGCUUCUAUGGCAUUUAUGACAAGAUUCUGCUGUUCAAGCAUGACACGACCACCAACAACAUCCUGCAGCUGGUUAAAGGUGCCUGUGACAUUCAGGAGGGAGAUCUGGUGGAGGUGGUGCUAUCGGCGGCAGCCACGUUUGAAGAUUUCCAGAUUCGGCCCCAUGCACUUAAUGUUCACUCCUACCGGGCCCCGGCCUUCUGUGAUCACUGUGGAGAGAUGCUGUUUGGACUGGUCAGACAAGGACUCAAGUGUGACGGAUGUGGACUAAACUACCACAAACGCUGUGCAUUCAGCAUCCCAAACAACUGCAGCGGUGCGCGUAAACGGCGUCUUUCCACCACCUCCCUGAGCAGCAGCCAGUCCCUGCGCCUCUCCACCACUGACUCAGUGUACAGUGCAGGGACAGCCUCCACCUGCGCAGAGGAAACAAGCCUCAUCCGCUCACACACACAGAUGCCACGGACCGCUAGUGAUGCCCGGCGCUUUUACACGGGCCGACCUGUCCAUCUGGAUAAGAUCCUGAUGAGCAAGGUGAAGGUGCCCCACACGUUUGCUAUCCACUCGUACACGCGACCGACGGUGUGCCAGUACUGCAAGAGACUCCUGCGAGGGCUGUUCAGGCAGGGCCUACAGUGCAAAGACUGCAAGUUUAACUGCCAUAAACGCUGUGUAUACAAGGUUCCCAAUGACUGCCUUGGGGAGACCAUUGGAGACAUGCUGAGUCCCAGCACCGACCCUGAGGUGCCGAUGGACUACAGCAGUGAGUACGACGCCUCAGACAAGUCUUCAAUAGAUGACUCGGACGAGGCGUGCAGCAUCCCUGGCUCCUUCUCUCCGGACAACAACCAGGACGGACACAGUGGAGACCAAAGUGUUUACAUCCCGUUAAUGAGGGUGGUGCAGUCUGUGAGACAGACAACCCGUCGAUCCAGUACGUCUAUCAAGGAAGGGUGGAUGGUUCACUACAGCAAUAAGGACACACUGAGAAAGAGGCACUACUGGCGUCUGGACUGUAAGUGCAUCACCCUUUUCCAGAACAACACAACCAACAAAUACUACAAGGAGAUCCCUCUGUCUGAGAUCCUGGAGGUGCGUCCUGCUGGAAACUUCUCACUUGUCCCUCCAGGCACAAAUCCUCACUGCUUUGAGCUUAUCACAGGCACUAUGUGCUACUUUGGAGGGGAAGACCCCAACUCACUCCCACCGCCAUGCCUCAGCCACCCCCAGACUCUCCCCCCGACCCCUCCCUCCCCCAGCCAAGUAGCUCCCAACAGUGGCAUUGGGCGAGAGGUGGCCAAGGCGUGGGAGGGCGCCAUUCGCCAGGCACUCAUGCCCGUCAUCUUCCAAGACGCCCCGCCAGCUGAGGGGAACACAACUCACAGACAAGCUUCAGUCAGCAUAUCUGUGUCCAACAGUCAAAUCCAAGAGAAUGUGGAUAUUGGUACCGUGUACCAGAUUUUUGCUGAUGAAGUUCUGGGAUCUGGGCAAUUUGGAGUUGUGUAUGGAGGUAAGCACAGGAAGACAGGGAGGGACGUGGCUGUCAAAGUCAUUGACAAGCUUCGCUUUCCCACCAAGCAGGAGAGCCAGCUGAGGAACGAGGUGGCCAUACUGCAGAGUUUACGUCACCUGGGCAUUGUGAACCUGGAGAGUAUGUUUGAGACCUCAGAGAAAGUGUUUGUGGUGAUGGAGAAGCUGCAUGGUGACAUGCUCGAGAUGAUCCUCUCCAGUGAGAAAGGCAGAUUGCCCGAGAGGCUCACUAAGUUCCUCAUCACCCAGAUUCUGGCGGCUCUGAGACAUCUACACUUUAAGAACAUCGUUCACUGUGAUCUGAAACCUGAAAAUGUGCUGCUUGCCUCAGCUGACCCCUUCCCCCAGGUGAAGUUGUGUGACUUUGGUUUUGCCCGAAUCAUCGGCGAGAAGUCUUUCCGCCGCUCGGUGGUCGGCACCCCGGCCUAUCUGGCCCCGGAGGUUCUCCUGAACCAGGGCUACAACCGCUCCCUGGACAUGUGGUCGGUCGGCGUCAUUAUGUAUGUCAGUCUGAGUGGCACGUUCCCCUUUAAUGAGGACGAAGAUAUCAACGACCAGAUUCACAACGCAGCCUUCAUGUACCCUCCCAACCCCUGGAAACAGAUCUCCAGUGAUGCAACCGACCUGAUCAACAACCUGCUGCAAGUUAAGAUGAGGAAACGCUACAGCGUGGACAAGAGUCUCAGCCAUGUUUACCUACAGGACUAUCAGGCGUGGUUGGACCUGCGGGAGCUCGAGACCAAACUCGGUGGGCGUUACAUCACCCAUGAGAGUGAUGACACCCGCUGGCAAAUGUUUGCCCGUGAACACACUCUGCCUUACCCUUCUCACCUCGUCCCUCCUGCUGGGGCGGGCUCUGACGAAGAGGACGGGGGGGAGGAUGCAGAUAUGCAAGGCCUCACUGAGAGGGUCAGCAUCCUCUGACCAGAGAGGCACAGAGGACUCGAGAUUAUUAAGGAAGGAGGAAAGAACUAGAGAGAGGAUUGUGAUGGUCGACUUAAAGCCUGAAAAACAUGGGUCUAAAAAGUGUCCAGCUGUUAAGACUUUACAGCAAUUUUAUCUUUCACCUCUGCCACUUUUGACCCUCUUUAUCUUUUGAAUCGUUGAACUCUUUACAUGCUGAGGACUGCUCGUCUCUAUCUUACAUCCUCUGUGCGGCUGAGCUGGCAGUUUUUACAGACUACAUUAGAGUCAACUUUAAAUCAGAAUGUCUCACACGAAUGACGCGUGUCACGUUCUUUUCCUAUCACUGCAAAAUGCUUCACCAGUUUGGAAAUGCCACCUCACCACAAGCGAUAAAGAGUGUUUUUGUUGAGGUGUGUGUUCGAUCUAAACUAUGGAGUGAAUAUUAAAAAUGAAACUGUCUCCCUUUUUAAAAGAAAAGUUUGCUUUUGCUGUCAUUUAAUUGGACUGACUGGAAUUACCGUCGCCAUUAUGUAUUCGGUAAAGAUUGGUUUUAAUUUCUCUUCGGUGCUUUACAGAGACAAAGGUCUUCCUCUGGGCUGGAAAUUACUAAUGUGCAGGCAUGGAGGCAAACCCAUUUACAUUCACAAAUGCAUCCCCAUAAGUGCAUGCCCUGUAGUUAAAACGGGAGGUAUUGAUUCGGUGACAGAAAACCCUGUGCAAUUACCACUAGUUUUGAGCCACAAUAGACUCUUGGGAAACACAUGUGAAUAAAGAUGUCUGUGCGGGUUUAAAUGAACUCCAGCUUUGAGCUGUUCAUAAGCUGAUUUUCUUUCCCCACCCACACCCAUCUCUAAAGUCAAACAGUUGUGUAUUUGCAUCAAAUGCUGCCAAUGUAAGCACAUGUUUUACACCUGAGCAGGUCAAUGGAGACUUGUUUUGAACAACACAGCUCCUUGUUUACUGUUGUGAAGAAGAAUAGACGUCUUUCUCUCUCGAUGUGGUUAGUGCUUUGGCAGACAGCUUGGGUUACGAAACUAGGUUCUGGAGAGUGAAUGUAGUUUGAUUAUUGACAACCUGUCAAGUCGAUAUGUUGCAUGUUUCUGUGAAGUAGUAGAAUGAUCUAGAUACAAUAUAAAACAUACUGUAGUUAUGAUGGUCUAUUAUACACGUGUAACCUAUGUAGUUGUUGAAUAUGCGUAGACUGUGUAUGACUUGUUUGAAGGAUAAUCCUAGCCUUGGUAACAGAAAAUACAAAUGUUGAACAAUA